This is a messenger RNA of Anguilla anguilla (European eel), 2350 nucleotides long. RefSeq lists its product as uncharacterized. Gene Ontology annotation, biological process: response to bacterium. Lineage: Eukaryota; Metazoa; Chordata; Actinopteri; Anguilliformes; Anguillidae. The transcript has 11 exons. Bases 16 to 2115 code for a protein of 699 amino acids. The record is from RefSeq and is a predicted model, not a curated record.
GGAAAUUAUUACCUCAUGUCCUCCUCUUAUCUGUACAGUUUGAGUUUUACAGCGCAGAGGACAAACAGGGUCUCAGGCAGAGGAGAGUCUCCAGAAGAGGAGAGUUCAGAUACAGUGAUGCCACCACUCUGUGCUGUUCUUGUGCUUUUCAGCAAAGUCUAUGGUCUGCUUGGGAAGAAUGUUGAUCAGCCUUACGCACUGGUGGGAGCUCAGCUUGGAGACAAUGUGACUCUCCCAUGUUUCCAUGCUCAAGAUGGUGUGUCCUGUGCCAGCUGGUUUAAGCAGCCUCUUGGACAAAAGCCUCGGCUUAUAGCACUAACAAUGAACCCUAAAUCAGGUGCUAUAUUUUUCAAUGACUUUAAAGACAAUGAACGCUUCAGUGCUAAAGCAGCGAAGGGGAGCUUUAACCUGACUGUGUCACAAGUAGAGCCAUCAGAUUCAGCCACAUACUACUGCACUAUUACGCUUUUCGAAGAGAUCAGCUUUGGAGAUGGAGCUACUUUAAUGGUGACGGGUUCAGAGUCACUCAGCAGGACAGUAGUGCUGCAGCAGCCCGAGUCUGAGUCAGUGCAGUCUGGAGACUCUGUGACUCUGCAGUGUACAGUACACACUGAGACCUGUGCAGGAGAACACGGUGUGUACUGGUUCAGACAGGGCACAGGAGAGUCUCCUCCAGGAAUCAUUUACACCCAUGGAAACAGGAGUGAUGAGUGCCAGAGGAGCUCUGGGGCUGUGUCUCCCACACAGAGCUGUGUCUACAACUUCUCCAAGAGGAACCUCAGCCCCUCUGAUGCUGGGACUUACUACUGUGCUGUGGCCACCUGUGGGGAGAUCCUGUUUGGGAACGGGACCAAGCUGGACUUUGAGAGAAAUGAAGCCCUUCCUCUUUACUGCUUGGUGGGAGCUUUGGCGUUGAGUGUGGUCCUAAAUAUUGUCCUCGCUCUGAAAAGGAGAAAGAGCUGUGAGAAUUACAAAGGAGCUGCAUCAAACAAUCAAGAGAGCGGAGAAGACUUAGCGAGCAAACAGAGUCAAGAGGAAGCAAUGAAUUACGCUGCUUUGACUUUCAACACCAAGAAACCCAAAGUGAGGAGGAACAAGAGGGAAGUGGAGAGAGAAACGGUUUACUCAGAUAUGAGAUUUAGAGACCGCGAGUCCAUUGCAGUGGUGUGGAAAUUCAGCACCAUGGACAGCGUUGCCAGGACCAGGAGAAACUUCAACAUCUUGCUCCCCGCUGAAACCUGGACAGCUCCAGAAUCAGAUGGUCUGCUUGGGAGUAUAAUUCAGCCUGACGCGCCGGUGAGAGCUAGGAUCGGAGGCACUGUGACUCUCCCAUGUUUCUACACUGCACAAGAAGAGCUUGAUAUCAGCUGGUUUAAGAAGCCUCUUGGACUGAAGCCUCAGCUUAUAGUAAUACUACUUUACUAUCAAUCAGAUCCUGACUUUUUAGAUGAAUUUAAAAACAGCGCACGGUUCAGUGCUGAAGCAGCAAAAGGGAGCUUUAACCUGACUGUGUCACAAGUAGAGCCGUCGGAUUCAGCCACAUACUACUGCGCUAUUACAGUCAUCAGAGAGCUCAGCUUUGGAAAUGGAACUGCUUUAAUGGUGACAAAUUCAGAGUCACCCGGCAGGACAGUAAUACUGCAGCAGCCCGAGUCUGAGUCAGUGCAGCCAGGAGACUCUGUGACUCUCCAGUGUACAGUACACACUGAGACCUGUGCAGGAGAACACAGUGUGUACUGGUUCAGACAGGGCUCAGGAGAGUCCCCUCCAGGAAUCAUUUACACCCAUGGAACCAGGAAUGAUGAGUGCCAGGGGAGCUCUGGGGCUGUGUCUCCCACCCAGAGCUGUGUCUACAACUUCCCCAAGAGGAACCUCAGCCUCUCAGAUGCUGGGACUUACUACUGUGCUGUGGCCACCUGUGGGGAGAUCCUGUUUGGGAACGGGACCAAGCUGGACUUUGAGGGGGUCGUGAGCUUCUUUGCCUGGCUGUCCAUCCUGAGGACCGGCGUUCUCGUUUUCGCUGUGCCAAUAUUUUUCGUUGUCUGCCGAGAACAAGCUGAGUACAGAACGGCUGCUGCAUUCGUGCUUACACAGGGCACAGCCGCAAGCGGAUGAUCCUGUUUUUGGUGCAUACUGCAUUUUAUCUGUGUUUUUGUUUUAGCGCACGGGUAAUGAAGUCGGGUCAGGCUGUCUGCUGUUUUCGUUUCCACCGUUUGCCUUGUGCACCUCUGCGCAGUAACAGUUACUGUGUUAAAUCAAUUCCAAUGCUGAUUGAGUAAUAUUGACCCUAUUUGGACUCAUUUACACAGCUUUACAUAAUAAUAAUAAUAAUAAUAAUAAUACAUUUUUU